Molecule: messenger RNA, 1506 nt
Organism: Cetraspora pellucida
Lineage: Eukaryota; Fungi; Glomeromycota; Glomeromycetes; Diversisporales; Gigasporaceae
Source: the annotation of a GenBank genome assembly
AUGGAUCGAAAGAAUAAAUCGUUGUCGCAACAUGUUGAGUUGACUAAUGCUGCUUUGUUUAAAAACAAUGAACCUAUAGCAGUUGAAUCCAUCAAUAAAAAUCAACCUACAGUGUCAAAACCUGUUUGUUUAUCUAACAAGACCCUCCAUAGUAGUGCUGGUGAUGAUAAUGCUAUAUCAUCACUAAAUGCUCAAUUAGGAACAGAAACUGUUGAUUUACGUCUUAAUACAACAAGACAAUAUCUUCAUCUUUAUGCAGGACUUAUUCGUAACUGGGCAAACCAAUGGAAAGCCAAUAGAAAGUUAAUAAUGUCAAAGCAUGGCAAGCAUGCUAAAAUAAAAUCUCUUACACAUAACAAACAAUUCCGAUUAAGCAUUGAACAGUAUUUGGAAGAAAAUAAGUUCAGCUUAAGUAUUCCAAAUUUUAUAAAUUACAUAGAAAACAUUACUAUUCCUGCUUUCAGAAUUAUAGAAAGAACAACUAUUAGUAGAUCGACUGCAUGUAGAUGGCUAAACUUACUUGGAUGGAAAUAUAAAGGACAUUCAAAAACUAUUUAUUUUGAUGGUCAUGAACGUGAAAAUUUAGAACAUGCUAUUUUGCCAAGACUUUCUUAUGGUGUUCGUGAAAUAGUUCUUGUUACUCAUGAUAAGACACCAUUUUAUGCCAACAACAGUAUGCACAAGGUUUGGGGUCCAAAGGAUGAAAGCAUGCUUCAUAACAAGUCACAAGAACUUAGCAUGCAUGUCAGCAAUUUCAUCUGUCAGUCAAUUGAACGUCUCAAACUUUCAGAAUAUGAACGUCGUAUAAACGAUCUACUUCCUGAUGAUUCGCAUCUUAAACUUAAACAUACCAAAACCUGUGUUAUAAUCUAUCCAGGUUCAAAUUGGGAUGCACUAUUUAUGUUUGAUAAUCGUAGCAAUCAUGGAGCAUUUGCUAAUAAUGCUCUAAUGGUCUCACAAAUGAACAUGAGUGAUGGUACUAAAAUGCCACUUCUUCAUAAUAAUACCAAGCCAGAUGGUUCUAUACAUGUGAUGACAUAUAUAGAUGACAAAGAUGUGGUAAGACCUAAAGAUAUUCGACGAGUACUCGAGGAAUCUGAUCUGAAAAAUCCAAAAUGUUGUGCCACAUGCAUUCUUGCUGCUCAACCUAAUUUUGCAUCACAGCAAUCACGUAUACGAGAGGUAAUUGAAGCAGCCGAUCACAUGUGCAUCUUUUACCCUAAGUUCCAUUGUGAACUUAAUUAUAUUGAAUCUUUUUGGGCUGAAGCAAAACACAUUGCAAAACUUAAUUGUGAUUACACCUUUAGGAGCCUCAAAAGAGCUGUUCUAAGAGCACUAAACUCUGUUGAUAUAAUAAAGAUUCGUCACUUUGCUCAUUGUUCUGAAUGCUUCAUGAGUGCCUAUAAACUUGGACUUUCUGGAAAGGCUGCUGCCUUUGCAGUAAAGAAAUAUCAUUCUCAUCGUCGAAUUCCAGAAAAAGUUCUUAAAGAAUUUGCACAUGACUAG